UCUAGUACACUCUUCAACAAUGGCCACAGUCAGUACAUUCUCACUCAUCUUCAUCUUCAUUACUCAUUUCUUCACCGGCAAUGGGGAUCAAGUUACCCAUAGAGAAACAUUCGAGAUAGUCACUUACGGUGGUGGUGGUGCAUUGCCAUCCCCAACACCGGAAGAUAAUCAUUAUUGUCCCCCUCCACUUCCCCCUCCUUGCCCACCUCCCCCUCCUCCAUCGUGCCAACCAAUGUCUCCACCACCACCACCGCCACCUCCCCCACCACCACCACCGCCACCACCUCCCCCACCACCACCGCCACCACCUCCCCCAUCCCCAUCGUGCCCGGAACCAACACCACCACCACCUCCCGCAUCAUGCCCACCACCAACCAUGCCACCACCACCACCACCACCACCAACCCCAUCACCACCACCACCAUCACCUCCACCACCAGUACUAAAAAAAUCACCACCACCACGAACCCCAUCACCACCACCACUAUCACCACCACCACCAAGUACCAAAAAAAUCACCACCACCACCAUCACCUCCACCACCAGUACCAAAAAAUCACCACCACCUCCACCACCAACCCCAUCGCCACCACCACCAUCACCUCCACCACCAACACCGUCGAGGCCACGAAAACCAGUUUUCGAGAGCAAGCGGCUAGAGAUAGUCUACGACGUAAUUCAAACCUUUAAAAAGAAAGUGACACACGACCCCUUAGGAAUAACAAACACAUGGAAAGGGGGAGAUAUUUGCAAUUACAAAGGGUUCAUAUGCGACACCGUACCCGAUUUCAAACAAAAAGCCCUUGCCGGCGUCAAGUUCAACAACUUUAACUUCAACGGCCCAAAUCUUACCCUCAACGAAUUCCUCAUCGGCUUACCGGACAUUGUUUUCUUCCAUGCAAACUCCAACAACUUCACCGGCACCAUACCUUCUGACAUCAAAAACCUACGCUACUUCUACGAGCUCGACCUCAGUAACAACAAUUUCUCAGGUAGAUUCCCAUACGAAGUCCUCGGAGCCAACAAGUUACUCUUUCUCGACCUCAGGUUCAACACAUUCGCUGGCACAGUUCCUGCACAAGUCUUCGGUCUCAACCUCGAUUUGCUCUUCAUCAACAACAAUAAUUUCAUCCAAACCCUCCCCUACAAUCUUGGUAAAACGACGGCGCUUUACCUAACCCUAGCUAACAACAAAUUUGUGGGUGGGAUUCCUCCGAGCAUUGGUCAAGCUUCCAAUACCCUACUCGAGGUUCUUUUCUUAAACAACCAGUUAACCGGUUGUUUACCAUACCAGAUCGGAUAUUUGAAGAAGGCCACUGUGUUCGACGUCGGAUUUAAUAUGUUGCAUGGCCCGAUUCCACACUCGUUUCAGUGUUUAAUGAAAAUGGAGCUUUUGAACUUGGCAUAUAAUAAGUUCUCAGGUGUGGUGCCGGAGGAGGUGUGCAGCCUUCCGAAUCUGUCGAAUUUUACGCUUUCCUAUAAUUAUUUCACUCAGGUUGGUCCACAGUGUCGAAAGCUAAUCCAUAGCGGGAUACUUGACAUGACAAAGAACUGCGUUAUAGAUCUUAACAACCAGAGAACAGAUGACGAAUGUGAGGAAUUCUUCUCGAGAAAUCAUUAUGUAUGUCCAAACGAAAAGUUUCUCACAACUCAUGCACCUUGCAACGAAGGGUUGUCGGGUGCUCAAGUUAAGUCGUCGAAUAUUCAAGGGAGAGUGCCGGCGCCGGUGCAGGCUCCACGAAGGGGAAGUUAUGGAGCUCUUUCGCCGCAUUAACUCAUAUUGUGGGGCGUGUGUAUAAUA
Helianthus annuus (common sunflower) is the source of this 1801-nucleotide messenger RNA. RefSeq lists its product as uncharacterized. The transcript has 2 exons. NCBI's taxonomy places the organism in Eukaryota, Viridiplantae, Streptophyta, Magnoliopsida, Asterales, Asteraceae. Gene Ontology annotation, molecular function: protein binding. The record is from RefSeq and is a predicted model, not a curated record. The coding region runs from base 20 to 1774 and encodes 584 amino acids.